Messenger RNA from Plodia interpunctella (Indianmeal moth), 3522 nucleotides. RefSeq names its product lethal (2) k09913. The coding region runs from base 386 to 1354 and encodes 322 amino acids. Gene Ontology annotation, molecular function: serine hydrolase activity. The record is from RefSeq and is a predicted model, not a curated record. Lineage: Eukaryota; Metazoa; Arthropoda; Insecta; Lepidoptera; Pyralidae. The transcript is spliced from 8 exons.
AGACCAUAAACACAACGUACAUACAUACGUGUGUACGUAUGUAUGUACCUACCUUACCUACCACAGUACCUACGCACCCACACACAGUACAAUCACGCAGCUGACGAGUGGUUGCUUUUUGCUGCACAACACCAAAGCAAAAUCGGUGUUCGAUAUUGGUUGGUAGCUAAAUAGUCAUGUUUUUGGAGUGUUUGAAUGGUUAAAUAAAACAAUUUCUUCCAUUUUAAGCUCAUAUCCAAAAACAAUACCAAAACAGUGUUUCUUUCACAAGUUUAUAACUCAAAUACGAAUAGUAUAUCGGUCUAAUUUCAAGUGAAAAUUGACUACAUUCCAUUGCAUUCUUACGGAACUUUUUAACAAAGGUGGUGUCACAACCUAGAUCAAGAUGGGCGUGAUGAAAACCAUGGUCUCUCUGGCUGUCAGCCACGGCAAGGUUGGAUUGAGGACUGCCAAAAAUUCUCCGUUCCGGCCGUUGCUGUCUUGCGCGCCGGUCGCCAUGGUGACGAUGGACCGCGGUGCGCACACGCAGGACAUCACCAAGAACAUUCAGUACAUCAGCAACGAUAAGAUCAAAAUUAGCGCCGACCCCGCCACAAUGAAACUGGACAAACUCCCGAACAAGCCGAUCUGUAUCAUGAUCAACUGGCUGUUGGCGCGACAGAAGCACGUGAUGAAGUACGCCACUCUCUACCUGGAGCAGGGCUUCGACGUGAUCUCCGUGUCCUGCACGCCCUGGCAACUCAUGUGGCCGCAGAAGGGAUCACAGUUGGUGGCUCGGGACAUGAUCAAGCUGAUGGCUGAGAAUGACAACGGUCAGCCGCUGACGAUCCACGGGUUCUCGGUGGCCGGUUACAUGAUGGGCGAAAUCUGUGUCGAGGUCAUGAAGGACAAGGAGAGAUACCAGCCGACGCUUGACCGCGUGGUGGCCCAGGUGUGGGACUCCGCCGCCGACAUCAGUGAGCUCACCAUCGGAGUCCCGGCCGCCGUCUUCCCCAAGAACAAGAUCAUGCAAAACACCCUCCGAGCUUAUAUGGAAUACCACCUGAAGACUUUCCACACUGUGGCGACGAUCCACUACAUCCGAUCGUCGCAGAUGUUCCACACGACGCUGUGCCGUGCGCCGGCGCUGUUCCUGCUCUCCAAGAGUGACCCCGUCGGCGCCGAGGCCAGCAACAAGAGCGUGCACGAUAGCUGGGUCGAGAUGGGCAUCAAGUGCACGUGGAAGUGCUGGGAGCGCUCCCCGCACGUGCAGCACUACAACAAGCACCCGCAGGAGUACGUCGCCGCGCUCUACUCCCACCUCGACUCCCACGGGCUCGUCUCCCAGCCCGAGAAGAUGCGGAGCAGGUUAUAAAAUGGGACGUAUGAACACAUUUCAUGUUACAUUAUAAAUUUUCUCUGGAGAUUUUGGAGUACGAUGUUAAAUUGUGAACGAAAUCGGGAAGUUUUAUGUUUUGAAAUGUAAUUUUCUUGUAGUUCUACAGUCUGUCUGUAAAGAGUAUAAAACAAAUAAGGGAGCUGUGUUCACUUAGCUGGCAAUACUGUUUUUCAACCAAUCGCAAUCAUCCGAUUUGUUAUUGCAAUGAUGAAAUAUUGUAGUGCGUCAAAAAAUCGUCUUCUAUUAUUUAAUGACAGAUUGUAUUAAAAUGACAAUGUGUUACAAUCUCACAAUAGUCUGGACCUCAUCGACCGAAAAAUCGUUAGAAAACUCACUAAAGACCUGUUUUUACGACUUGCGGAUAACUCUAAUGGCCUAUAUGUAACAUAUCUAACAGAUAGCGUAAAAAUUGUGUUUCACAAGUAUUGAACAGGGCUAACUGGCAAAUAACUUCAGGAAGAUUUAUCUAGCAGUUAGUUAUCUGUCAAAUUGCAAUACGAUGUUUUAUCAGAAACAGGUGAAACAGGCCUGUGCUGUAAUAUUCAAAUUAUUGAGUCAUUGAGUGGCAUUUGUUUGUACGUAAUCGUUCGUCCGAUUUUUGUAGUUCUGUGAAACUAAAAGUCUUGUGUAACCCUAUCCUUUCCUGCCUGGCUUUUAUGAAGUGAUAAUAUGUUUUCGGUGCCUUUCGAAGCGGUUAUGGUGUCAUGGUUAAGACGCCCGCCCGUGGAUCGAAAGGUCCCAGGUUCGAAUCCUACUCGUGCCACAUGAGUUUGUAUACCAAUCUGACUCAUGGAUAGUAGUUUUUAUCGACUACCACUUGCUUCCUGUGAAGGAAAACAUCGUGAGGAAACCUGCACACUGGUUGAUUAUAUUAACUUGUGUGUGAAAUGGAGAAGGCAAUGGCAAACCACUCCAUUACUAAUGUCAAGAAAGUUGUUGUGUAUGUUUAUUUCCACGUAAUGACCACGACCCUCAGCCAUGAGGAAUACGAUUAUGAUAAGUUUUCAUAGAAAACUGAGCCUUAUGACAUGGCAAUAAGGCUAAUGUUUGCGACACAAUUACUUUAAAAUUCUUGAGGGAGGGCCAGUGCUCCCUGUAAAAAAGUAAGGCUAGGAGCAGUUCCUAUCUUUAUUUUAUUUCUCUCUAAAUAUGCUGCCUUAUAAAGAAAACUUUAGACGUUAAACUUUUUUUUGGUUUAUUGUACUGUGAUUUUCGACGACUGUUUUUCUACGCUAUAACGAUUUGAAAAUAUCUUAUAACCACUUUUACGAAGACCACAUAGCUAUCAAUUAAUGUCUUAAUGUUGAUUUAUAGACAUUAAAAGCGAUUUCAAAUUGUAAUACAUAAUUUAGUCUUGGUGUGUCUAAUUCUUAAGUUGAACAUUUUUCAUACACUUUAUUGUUUGUAUUCAAGUUUAAGUUAUGAUAAAUAUUUACAUACAUAUAUAACAAGCUUUGAACUGUUUUAACCCUUUCAUCGCGACACUUUACAUGAAUCGAAAAUAAAUAUGUACAAUAGGAAUGUGCAACAUUUUAUAUCACCUUUUUUUUUCAUGCAGUGGUUUCUCGUCGGAUAUAUACGACAUUCGCGAAGUGGGCACGAAAAUGUUGGUCGGAUUAAUCUGACGUUAGCUGUGAAAGGGUUAAACACUCCGUUUAUAUAUACGCUGAGUUAAAUUAUAACUUUUACAUAAAGUCAAUGCAAAAGUUAGUUAAUUUAAAAUUCAAUAAUUAUACGAAGUUUGGUUACAUUUACAUAGUUAUUACAUUAACCCGUUUUAAAAUUGAUCUCUUAAAUUGGGUGGAACAAAAUAUCAAGUUUUAUACAGGGAGGGUGUUAGAUUAAACAUAGUUAACAUUAAAAUAUAGUUUCAACAUGAGUAAAGUAAUAUUUUUUUAAAAUAAAUUUUUCAUUGAUUGUUAUUUCUCAUCUACGUUAUAGAAAAAUCGUAUGAAGUCUAACAUCCUGUAUGUAUAUUAGUUUUUAUUAAAAACAUAAUUAGGUAGAAAUUGUGCUCGAACAUUUGGUGUCAUUUUCGGGUAAUUAAGAUGUUUUUGUAAGAUUUUUUUUUAUAUUACAGUUAAGAUGUACGCACUAUUUUAGAUUAUUAUGAUGUAUUUCAUGAAUAAAAUAUUUGAAAUAUA